GUCAACUCCUGCAUUCCUCUGAGCAUAUUAAUCCUCCAUUUAUUAAAAUUCAGUAUCAUCUUGGAUUGUUUUCGUUCCCUGGUUCUUUUGGCGUGCUUCUGUCCCUCAUUGCUUGGCACAGCGUGCUGUUUCGGUCUCAGCCCCAUUCUCAGCCGCAGCCCUCAGCCUCAUGCUGUCCUUUCAACUGCUUCCCGCUCCGUCCAUUAGUCCCAUCUCCAGGAGUCUGAAAUGCCCCUGGCGCAUCCCAAGAUGGCGGAGAGGAUUGUUUCGUUGAAGAACUCAACGUUUGCUCUGUGCUCGACCAUCAACAAGCACCUCAAGGCCUCCACCUCAACACACAACAACGACCUCAAGGCCCUGGUCGUUGAGCUGCGGUUGCUCGGAGGAUCCCUUUACAGCCUCGAACAGCUCAUCCUUGAGUUGCAAGGAACUGAAGAGGAUGUUUCCAAUGCGUCUGGUCCCGCUGAGCGGCCCAGCUGGCCGGCAGUCGACGGCUGCGAGCUCCUAGUCCAGGCUCUCCAAACCUUGCACGCAAUGGCAGACCCCGAUGGGCUCAAACAUGCCAAGUCGGCACUAAUUGGAUAUCGCUCCAAGUUUGGGUUCAUUCUUGGCUCGUCGGAAUCCCUUCAGGAUGUGGAUCUCCAUUUCUGCGUCCUCGGAAAAGAGCCCACGCCACGGCUACGCCGCAAGGACCAAAGCGUCGAAGACGCUCAAGAUUUGUCUCUUUCUGGUUCUUACGCUGUCAAAGAGGACCCAAGCCCGAAAAUCCUGUCAACUUGGAUGGAAAUUCUCAACUCUCCUGACCACAACCGUGAGCCGGCGGAGUACGCGGGAGAAAUGGCCAAUGUCCAAUCCCGUCGCCUCACGUCACCGCUGUAUCGGACGGCGGCAGUCCGAUGGCCAGCCUACGCUGAGGUUCACUGGCCAGACCUCGGAUCUCAAAUCUGCUCCCUUUUCCAGAAACCGGGGCCCUUCAACUUUGUGCAAUGGGUGCUCGAGUAUGCCAGAGAGACGUAUCCUCGCACCUUUGGCAGUUUGGCCAUGUCACCCAAGUCACUGCUGGAACUGACAGAUGCUCUGUGCAAUGGAUCUAUCUCGCCACUUCACAUGGCUGCUGCACUUGGUUUACCCAGCCUUUGCAAAGAUCUGCUCUCUGAAGGGGCCGACGUCAACGAUAUAGGCUUCCUCGGUAGCCCCUUGUUCUGUGCCUUUGUCGGCCCCAAAGUGUUGACAACACGAGCAGAGCCAGAGUCAUGGGCCUCUCUGCUCAACUGCGACCACGCUGGUAAGGAUCGCGCCGCCACAAUCAUCUUGCUUCUUGAUAAAGGCGCGGAUUGCGGGUACAAGUACCAAUGGAAGAACGCUGAGGAGGUGUCACUCGCGGGCUUAAGCUUGUGGGCAGCGUUGAUCAACGAUCAUGACCCUAUCUUCAAUAUCACGGUGGCCAGAGGCGCUGGCCUCGACGGCGCCAUAAUCCAACUCAUCCAACGCGAGAAAUUUGGGGAUCCAGCCGUCGCAUCACAAGUUAGGGUCUCUCGCCUGCUUACCUUUUUAUUCGACCUCACUCUAGCUCCCGAGGCCGAAAAGGACCCAAACGCAGAAGAGCUUCGAGAAGCAGUUCGCCUACUUAUGAAGGAGUCGGGCAUUAUAUUUGCUGGUGCGCAAGAUGGCCAGUGCGUGCCUGGCCUUGGAGAUGCCAAGUUUCGGUUUCUCGUCCGAGAGUCUAUUGUGAAUUCUGAUUCAUUCCUCUUUCAUCGCCUAAUUCUGGAUCCGAGAUUCGAUCCCGACCUGUCCUUUGACGAGCGUCAGGUUGGAGGCACCAUUCUUCAUAUGGCCACCGAGGGUGGUCAUGUCGAGAUUAUUGACAGCCUCAUCAAGGCCGGGGCCAGCUUGACAGCAACUGACGCCGAAGGUCGUACCCCAAUGAUGGUUGUUGAGGAGCCGCCGGUGCUGUCAAAAUUGGUCCUGGAAUACGGCGCUACAACGACCGACGUAGAUAACAACGGGCGAACAAUAUGGCACCUCGCUGCAUCAACAAACUACGCCGAGCUUAUCAAAUGGCUACGCGAAAAUGACCCAUGCAAGCAACAGAAUCUGGCUACGAGGAACUUGUUAGGCUGCACGCCUCUAGACGAUGCCUUCUUGUACAUCUACAGCCUAAGAAGCCUCCCCAAGGGGUGGAAACAAACACCGCCAGUGGCCGCCAGAACUCUCCUCGCAGAUUACGACACAAUCCCACCUGUGGAGUCCACAGCCGCACUUCUCCAUUGUGCCAUCGAGUGGGGUGAACUAGACUUGCUGGACGAUUUGAUCAAGCUUGGCUGUAAACCAGACAAGUCUCAGGGUCCACUCCUUCGCAGCCUCAAUCUCUCAGCUUCCAACGAAAUGCUGGAGAGAGUUUUGGAGCUGUGCAAGGAUUCAAGUCUCAUAUUUGACGACGGGGCCUCAGUGGCAGAGACAAUUCUCACCAACACUGUACUCGACAUUCGUCAAAAUGACGCGACCUUUGCCCAUCCAACGGCUCAUCCGUCUUGUUAUCCGAAGCUCACGGAAAGCGCUUAUGAGAAGCUUCUGACACCUGAGGUCCUCAAAUCUCGAGACUCCCGUGGUCGGGGUAUUUGGGAACGGUUUUGCGAUAACGUCUUGCCGAUGGUUUCUGGGCCGUCAUGCCAACAUCCACAACAGCUGUUGUUUUUGUCAAGCUUCAUUUGCACCGCACUUGCAUCCCUCAAUAGCCAUGGAGUUUUGGAAGCCUAUGAGCAAGACACUGGGAGUUGGGCAGUUCUUUAUAUGGCCGAUCGUACCGGUGCCAGUCCGUCAUGGGAGCGCUGGCAAUUCCCUUUCAUUCCAUAUGCCCUGGACUUUUCUACCCCGAGUGGAGAUGGGCCCAAGUUUGUCGACUCCACAGCCGGACUACUUCUCUUGGCCCAAGCGGUUCGGCGUGGCCAAGCGUCGUUGGUCGAGUUAUUAAUUGCAAAGGGCGUGAAAGUCCACAUUCAACGACCAGACCUGUACAACAAAUCUCUGCUCCAGCAUCUCAUUCCAGAUGUCAUCUUGAUUGGGCCGAUCUUAGAGACACUGCUAGAGUCUCUUGAGCCACUUUCCCUGGUAGAUCAACAGCAUAGACUCUUUAGAGCCUUGUUGGAACUGCGUCGGGAAUCCCAUUCACUUAGGAUACUGAAGGCUUUACUGGUGCAGAAGCUAAUUGAUCCGAAUCAAGUCUCAACCGGUCAGCCAGACCCGCGGACUAUGCUUCAAGAGGCGAUAGAUGAUAGGAGACCUGAUCUAGCGCUAGUGUUGCUCGACCAUGGGGCUGACCCAGCCUUGACAGAGAACGGAGACCACGCUGUCCUCGCGGCAGCCAAGGGAGGAUACGUGGACAUAUUCAACAAGGUCGCCGAAGUAGCCGGUUCCGAUUUCAACUGGCAUUGCUAUUAUGAUGUGAGCGGCGAGCGCACAUUCAAUGCGCUACAGGUUGCUGCAGCAAAUGGACGGCCGAACGCUCUGUCGUGGCUCCUAGAGCGGACGUCACUACGCUUUGAUAUAGAUGGAGGGUCUCCCAGAAAUAGCCUCGCACCCAUUCACCUAGCCGUCAAGGGCGGGUCGCUGAGCUGCGUUAGGGUUCUCGACGACAGCGGCGCAAACUUGGAGAUCCAGGACUCAAAUGGUUCCACGCCGCUUAUGUUGGCCAUCCGAGGGGAGCAUGAGGACAUUUUCCGUUAUCUCUUGGACGUCGGCGUCAAUACUGAACUCGAUCGGUAUGGGAUCCACAUCGCAUCGAGUAAGAGUCGCGCCGCAGCCGGAUUCAUCAGUGAAUUUGUGGCGGACAAACUCGGAGUCACUCCACCCGAGCCCUUGAGAUUACCUGAUCCUGUAAAGCUUGGGUCUUGUCUCGCGGACUUGAUAGAACACUGCCAUUCGCAGAGCGAGGGAGUCAUUGCAAAGGUUCUCACUCACGUCCCAAAGGAGUUUUUGCUCUCUGCUGUCCUGCCCUGCCGUGGCUGCACGCUUCUCAGUUUCGCCGGCGCCCAUGGCUGCACCCACAUGAUGCUUGAGCUCGUCGAAGGGGGGUUCGGAGGCUUCAUUACCGGUUGCGCCAGUCACUGGCCCGUUGGCUACAACGUCCUCCAUCAUGCGUGUUUCGGCCUUCUCCGGCAACUGGACCACGAGGAGCCGGAGCUCAUCGAAACCACCAUCAUCUUCAUUCGAAAGUGUCUGGACGCCUACCUAGCAGAGGGCAUCUUAUGGUUUCUUGUAGACUCCACGCCUCUUCACGCAAUUGUACAGUUUGGGGGUGUCACUCACGGCGAGCGCUUCGAAAUCCGGGAAAGGGCACUUCGAGUGUUGUUGAACCACCUCGACGCGCGUGCCGACGAGUAUUGGAAACUGGUGGAAGAAGCAGGAGUGUUGCAAGCGUCCGACUACGUUGAAGGUGAGAACACGGCGACGAGACUCAAGCGCUACGUCGUCAACAUUCGGCGCAGCUCAGUGGAUUGGCUGGGGUAUUCCGGCGGCACCCUUCCAAACGCCCUUCAUCUACUCAUUGAUGGGCUCGGCCCCACCCUUGAGCCGGCGGAAGAAUCACAGAGAAGCAUGCUCCAGCUCCUGAUAUCAAACGGGAUAGACGUCGACGCCAAGGACGGAGACUCUAUGACGGCCCUCCACUUGGCGUGUUUAAGGGGAAACCUCGCCGUGGUCAAGAUCCUCAUCGAGGCCGGAGCCGAUCCCAACGUGCGGGACGACACGGGCGCCUCCCCUUUGUCUCGGGCCAUUGACUGCUCUCUCAUGGAACCAGUCCGCUAUUUGAUCGAACAUGGCGCUGACCUCACGACGUUUACUGGAUUACCUUAUUUUCUGCACAAGAGCCCGAGCUCGAACACGGCCUACAUGAAAGAGGUUUCCAAGCUUGGAUUGGACUGGUACGCAACCUCCCCCGGAAACUCGAGCAUCGCCUUGAUGAUGAUUGUCGUGACGCCCUGUACAAGAAUGACCAUCUUGAACGGCAACGCCGAUAUCGACUUUGCCCGCCUCGCCUCCGAAAGACCGACGCUUCUCAACUUGCUCAUAUCUCGUCACUGCACACCUAGCGAGGUCAAGAAGGUCCUGAAGCGUGCUCCACAAGAGUGCCACAGCCAAAUCUUACACCCAGAUCCAUCCGCCAGCGUGCAACCUUCCUGUCUGCCCAUUCGCAAGGGGGACGUAGCCAUGCUCGAAAUGCUCCUCAACUUUGGAUGGGACAUGGAGAAGGAGAUUUCCGAAGAAGGCUCCGCCCUCAUGUUGGCUUGCAGCGUGGGCCAGUUGCAUGUCGUCAGCCUGCUGGUCCGCCGCGGCGCGCGACUCGCCUACGUCGCCACAAACAGCCGUGGCCAGAGGGUCCUCAGAUCUGUAUUCAAGGCAGGACGAUAUCAGAAAUCUGUCAUAAGGUGGUUGCUAGUCGGACGCCACCAGCAGUGGAACUUCCUCGAGGAGGCAGAUGACGCUUCACCUGAGGUAGCCACCAAGUUAUGGUCGGGUCCUCGCAAGGGCGCUCACAAACUCCCUGGGCUUGAUGAGCUUUACAUCAGAGCUUCAGGGAAUACGUACAAGGACAAGCUCGCGGUUCUCCGCCGCGUUGCGCAGAUCCGCAAGAAACUUGCCAAUAAGAUUGUGCACGUCACGCUGGUUGAAUAAUUGGAUAACAAGGAAUGGGAGGAUUUCAGCAAAUAUUUUGGAGACUGUGAUAUAGGCAUGGCCCUUGGGUAGCAAUCAAUGCUGAUGGAUACGAGGUUCGGCGUUUGGAUAGGAACCGUAGAAGUUCCGUGAGGGAUCGGGGCUAGAAUGAAGUAAUGAUAUUCACUUUUUGACG
Messenger RNA from Ilyonectria robusta, 5845 nucleotides. Its product is annotated as ankyrin repeat-containing domain protein. Gene Ontology annotation, molecular function: protein binding. The transcript is spliced from 2 exons. Bases 229 to 5670 code for a protein of 1813 amino acids. The record is from RefSeq and is a predicted model, not a curated record. NCBI's taxonomy places the organism in Eukaryota, Fungi, Ascomycota, Sordariomycetes, Hypocreales, Nectriaceae.